AUGCCUGCCUUUCCUCUUACCUACCCUGAAAAUGUUCUCGAACCCCUCCCUUAUCGACAGCAUCUAAUGCGCUCAGCCGCACGAAUUCUACGCAUCACCCUCCGAUCGGCCAGCUUGGUUGGUUGGCUUGGCUUGACUCUAGCGCCAGCUUUCGUGCGACUCGCACUACUUGUCUACGCAGGCCCCAACUCGGUGGCCUCCUCGAAGCAGGCCUCCAGUUUGCUAAGCAUCUAUGCCGGAUACACACUCCUCCUUGCCUGGAAUGGACCCACUGAGGCCUUCCUGAAUGCCGCUAUGUCGCAGGUGAGUUAA
Protopolystoma xenopodis is the source of this 312-nucleotide messenger RNA. The record is from the annotation of a GenBank genome assembly. NCBI's taxonomy places the organism in Eukaryota, Metazoa, Platyhelminthes, Monogenea, Polystomatidea, Polystomatidae.